Strongylus vulgaris is the source of this 465-nucleotide messenger RNA. Lineage: Eukaryota; Metazoa; Nematoda; Chromadorea; Rhabditida; Strongylidae. The record is from the annotation of a GenBank genome assembly.
UCUCCACUCAGUUGCAUGACAAAAUCUUAUUUUAGAGGAUCUUGGAAGAGUAAGACAUUCAAACAGUACAAUUUUGAUGCUCUUGGCGUCCAGCCUCCAUGUGGUCACUUGCAUCCAUUGAUGAAGGUGCGCUCUGAGUUUCGACAAAUCUUUUUCUCCAUGGGAUUCUCAGAAAUGCCGACAAAUCGAUAUGUAGAAAGCUCGUUCUGGAAUUUUGACGCAUUGUUCCAGCCUCAACAGCAUCCUGCAAGGGAUGCACAUGACACAUUCUUUGUUUCAGAACCUGCCCUCAGCACAAAGUUCCCUAUGGACUAUUUGGAACGUGUGAAAACCGUACAUUCGAAAGGCGGCUAUGGAUCUGCGGGGUACAACUAUGAUUGGAAGAUUGAAGAGGCACAAAAGAAUGUUUUGCGCACUCACACAACAGCUGUAUCAGCUCGACAGUUGUACAAAUUAGCUCAAGAG